Molecule: messenger RNA, 1653 nt
Organism: Triticum urartu
Lineage: Eukaryota; Viridiplantae; Streptophyta; Magnoliopsida; Poales; Poaceae
Source: RefSeq, a predicted model, not a curated record
ACUAGCGUUGGCCGCGCCCAGAAUGGCUUCUUGCUCGGGCCCCUCUCCCUCUCGUCGUCUUUGCGCGCGUGAGCAUGUCCAUUGUCUUCCUCUUGUCGUCGUCGAUCACCUGGACCCCGCUCCCCCUCCGGCAGCUUCCUCACCGACGCAAGCCGCCGCGCGUCCACGAGCAUACAGUGCCAACCGGGCAUUUAUGGCGUUCAGCUUCUUCUCCUCUUGUCCCCGAGCUUUGCUCGUCCCUGUGCAUCAUUGUAGCUCUGCUGCACCUCUCAGUUGCCUUCCCCGAGCUCAUGUGCGAGCACACAGAUCUGCGGCGCCGGCCACGCGUCCGCGGCGACGCCAGCGCGGCACGUCCUCGUCCCGGCUAUUUAAGGCCACCCGAGCUCCUCCUUUCCUUAGCAUCGGCCUCCCCUCACUCCCAGCUCCCUCCCCAAUCAGUCAACUGAGCCGGAGGACCUCUCCCCGCUGCCCAUCGCCGCCAUGGCCGCCGUCGGGCUCUGCUCAAAUCCGAGUACCCCAAGCUCCUCCCCUCCUUCUACCACCACCAAUAGAACACCACCACUCCGGCGACCAUCCCCAUGCCCUUUUCCCCUCGCCGGAGCCGCUACGGCCUCGAAUCCCAUCUCCACCCGAAGCCCCCUCUGCUGUAGUGCUUGCUGCUCUCAACCCCGCCCUCCUUGAGGUCCGUUCUACCCUAGAGCGGGUCGGCCUCGUCGCCCUGAGCACGUGGGUAGGUCAAGCGCCGCCUAUGGUGGCCGGAGUCACCGGCGAUCGUCGUCGAGGCGGCCGGCCUCGCCUCUGCCUCGGCGCGCGUCAAGAGGAGGAAGGAGGAGCCAGGAGGAGAGAGAUGGAUAAGGCGGACCCCACCUCUCAGGGGCUUGUUUGUAGAGAUAUUCUUAUAGAUUGGUUCCUGAACUUCGUCGGGCUACAUCUUUUUAACCACAACUCCAAAUGAGCUCCCUCCGAGAGAGUAUGAUUUCCGGCAAUUCGUUCCACGAGUUCUCGCGCUUUCUCCUGGUGAUUUCUUCCACCCCAGGCAAGCCACAAUACCCACUUGCAUGAUAGUCAUGCAGUAGCUAUGGUUUUCAACUUGAACAUUUAUUAAAUGAUUGCUUGUUUAAAAUAUGGUUAUAGUUGUCUCGGUACUACUUAAUAAAUGCUUACUUUCUUUCUAUGUUGUUAUGCACCGGAUUUGUCAUGCCCUGCUAGUUGUUAGUAUUCCUUUCAUAUUCUUAUGCUUGCUAGUAGUACAUAUUGAUGUUGGUAAUGGUCUUCGGUGCAUGACUGUCGUCGGUCCUGAGUACCAUUGUUAUGCAUGUCCCACUGUAUCUAGUUGGUGAAAUGCUUGCAUGAUGGCAUUGUUGAUAUGUUCUUGCAUGAUAUUUAUUGUUGAUGCUAAUGGUCAUGCUAUGUUUCGUAGAAGUAUGUACUUAUGAUGUUCAUGCUAGUCUGUAUGCCAUGUUUAGUUGGAUAUAAUUCAUUGUUGAUAUGGUGGAUAGUUAUGUGGUUCUCUCGUGAUUAUGUUGAUAUCAUGCUCAUGCAUUGUAAUAUGCAUCAUGCUAGUUUGCCAUGGCUCAGCAUAUUGCAUUCAAGUUUAACCGGAUGUAAUUGAACUUGAACACCUGUUGGCUGAGUCAUGGUGCCACCAUAUCG